Onychostoma macrolepis is the source of this 7715-nucleotide messenger RNA. It is a transcript of the gene ankfn1a, whose product is annotated as ankyrin repeat and fibronectin type III domain containing 1. Lineage: Eukaryota; Metazoa; Chordata; Actinopteri; Cypriniformes; Cyprinidae. Gene Ontology annotation, biological process: establishment of mitotic spindle orientation; regulation of establishment of bipolar cell polarity. Gene Ontology annotation, cellular component: spindle. Bases 902 to 4981 code for a protein of 1359 amino acids. The transcript is spliced from 24 exons. The record is from RefSeq and is a predicted model, not a curated record. Gene Ontology annotation, molecular function: protein binding.
UUAAUAAUAGUUUUAUAUAAUUCAUAAUUAUAUUUUAUUAUAUAUAAUAUUUUUUUCUAAAAUGUAGGUCUUUUAAUUUAAAAAUAAAGUGAAUUACCACAGUUACCACAUGAAGCACACUUAGUUUGGCAGAAGUUUUUUUAAGUGUGCACUUUAAUUAACAGUGUUACUGUACAUAUUUCUCAUGCAUGUACAAAAACUGCAUAGUUUAUAUCACUGAGGCUAUACUAGUCAUCAUGUUGUCUGGUGGAAAUGGCUGAGAUGUCCUUUGGUUACAUCAACAUGAAGAUGAAGAGCUGUUUAUGUGAGAUAAUUGCAGUCCCUCAUUUUCCUGGAUAACUACAUAAAUAUUUCCUGUCUUAUCUUACACAGACAUGUACCAAAAAAUCCGGACAGGACGGGUUUCAACGAAAUUCGACAUUUUAACGUUCAUACACUCGUUAGCAAAACAUAGGCUAUCAAAACAUUACUCCGUGGAACGUAGUUUCUAGUUAUUGAACAGUGAUGAAAAGUGAAUAUCUUCGGAGCAGAUGACAGGGAUCCUUCACUUCCUGAUGGCGAACAGUGAUCACAUAUGGUGAGUUUUGCAGAAAUCUGUAGUUUUUGUUCUUAAAAGCAGUCGCAGGAGUUAGAGUUUUCACUACGCCUGAGUGGAAGACACGUAACGGGAAGUUUUGAGUCCAGUUUCAGGUUUUUACGGGAAGAGGAUGCAGAUGUUCUGAGGAUCCGCAGCGGUUCCUCGAGUCCAGAACCGGAGAACAAAGAGGUACAUUCCCUCCUUUUCCAAACGAGUCCGUGUUCGUAUUCAGUGAAGCUGUCUGCACUGGACGUAGCGUGAAAAUCUGUAAACUUUACAGUGUACAAAGCAACUGGAGUGUUUGCAGUGUAGAAAUGGCUCAAGAUGUCUUAUGAGACUGAGAAAACUUGCCUGCUGGCUCCACAGGAAUCACGGACACCAUGUGGUUGCCACAAAUGUGAAAUCCCAGGAAUGGGCGAGGACAGUGUUUUAGAAAUGCUGAGCUACUCCAAAUUCUCUGAUCUGGAGACGUGGCUGUGCAUGCCCUCUACUAUGUUACCCAGGAGCCGGGAUUCAGUUUGCUCCUUGCCGCCACUGUCCCAUGAGAAUGGCACUGGAGACACAGACAAAGAGUCCAGGCCCCUGGAGAACGAGUCUAUCCAUCUGAGCCAGUGCCAGGAGAGGAAAACCCUUCAAUUGCCACCCUCCCCGCUCCUGCCAGUUUCAGCUUCCCCUCAGUCCUCAUCGCCCCUGCAGACCACCUCAACUCCUCUGCCCAAACCCACCAGAGACUCCUGUCAAGGUGGCGUGAGUGUGAGGAAACGCCGGCGCCUGGCAGCCAGCCCCGGAGGACUGCACUGGGACGCAUCAGGGUCGGUGCUGCGUGACCAUGACCGAGGGGAGACGUCGUCACUGUCGGAAGUGAAGCGCUUCCCUCGGAGUGUGGAUUCGGAGAGUCGUGUCCCAGAACCUUGGAGGGAUAGAGUGCCACUUAGGAAGACCAUAUCCGUCGAUGACCGCCUUCUCCAGCAAACGCCUAGAGAACAUCACAGACUCCUCAGCCGAAUAGAGAGGGGCAAGAAGAAACUCAGGAACAUUAAUAGUCUUGGAGCCACUGGCAGAUACGAAACCCAUAAAAAAUCUGAGAGUAGGAUCUCCCGACUGGCUCAGAGACUCAACCAGAGGCAGAGCGAUGCUGCGCUGAUUAAGGAUUUCAGACCCCUCUUCCUUCUCACUGGCUCUCCGGGAAGCUCUCAGAGCUUGGACAGGAACUUCUCCAUUAGUAUGACCCAACAGAUGCAGAACCUGCAGCUGACGCAGAGUAAGAAGGGGGCGGGACCCGCCUCCCCCAGCGCUGCCAAGCGCCUCUACCGAAACCUCUCUGAGAAGCUCAAGGGGAGCCACUCCUCCUUUGAGGAUGCCUACUUUUUUGGCCGAUCCGACCGUAUCCGCAAAGUAUCUAACAUUCAAAGCAGUGAGGCUCUGUUCGAGGCUGUUGAACAGCAGGACCUGGAUGCCGUGCAGAUCCUGCUGUUCCAGUAUACAGCUGAUGAACUGGACCUCAACACUCCCAACAGUGAAGGCCUGACGCCUCUGGACAUCUCCAUCAUGACCAACAACGUCCCCAUAGCCAAACUGCUGCUCAAAGCAGGAGGGAAGGAGAGCCCUCACUUUGUCAGUUUAGAGAGCAGAGAUGCCCAUCUCUCAGCACUGGUGCAGGAAGCCCAAAGGAGAGCCAGCGAGCUGUCCACCCAGGUGAUGAGAGAGAGUCUCAGCCUGGAAACAUCUGACAAGGAAAAACAGCUCAAAGCUUGGGAGUGGAGAUGCAAACUCUACAAGCGAAUGCGCACAGGAUUCGAGCAUGCACGUCCACCGGAAGCUCCGUUGAUGGUGCGGCUGAGUGUGACCGGCAGCACGUCUCUCACUAUUAGCUUUCAGGAACCUGCCAGCAUGAACUCGGCCGUAGUGACCAAAUACAAAGUGGAAUGGAGCUGUUUGAAGGACCUCUCUUUAUUAGCCGGAGAGAUGAUCCUCGAGAAUCUGCAGUCCCUGAAAUGCACAAUAACAGGUCUUACCACGGGUAGACAAUACUACGUUCAAGUCUCCGCCUACAAUAUGAAAGGCUGGGGUCCGGCACAACUCUCUCAACCUCCCUCUGCUGUUCCCUCCAACUGGAAGGACUGCGAUGGGAGAGAGAGCAGGAGGAGAGGUCACAUCGAGGCUAUGGAGAGGCUUUUACAGCAGGUUCGAGCCACACACCAGCACUACUGCUGUGGAGACACAAAGUCGCAGAAUCCGAGUCGAAAACAGUCAGUGUCCCGGAGCCUGAAACACCUUUUUCAUUCCUCUACAAAAUUUGUCAAGAGUCUCAAAAGGGGAGUUUAUAUAGCAUCAGUAUUUUACCAUAAGGACAGUCUGCUAGUGACUAAUGAGGAUCAGGUCCCCAUAGUGGAGGUGGACGACUCAUACAGCAGCUCCCUCAUGCAGGACUUUCUGUGGUUCACCAAGCUGUCCUGUAUGUGGGAAGACGUCCGGUGGCUGAGACAGAGCCUGGCAGUCUCCACCUCUUCCUCUUCCACUCUGCAGUCCAGACAGAAGAUGCUGGCGGCCGCGGGCCAACUGCAGAAUCUUCUGGGUACUCACAAUUUGGGCCGAGUCCACUAUGAGCCCAUUAAGGAUCGUCAUGGGAAUGUGCUGCUUGUGACAGUGAGGGAGAUGGAUAGCCUUUAUUCCUUUUUCAAUGGGAAAUGGAUGCAGGUAUCCAAACUGCAGAGUCAGAGGAAGUCUCUGUCCACUCCUGAGGAACCAUAUGCCCUGGACAUCCUUCUCAUAACCAUACAGGACAUUCUGGCCUAUCAGAGACGAAGUCAGCACCGGCUGUCCUCAGGGCUUUAUCUGGGUUACCUGAAGCUCAGCAGCUCUGUGGAUCAGAUUAAAGUUCUGGUUCCUCAACGUAUGCCUAACAUGCUCUGCCACAGCAAGAUUCGAGACAACUGGAAUGUGUCAAGGGAUGAGUGGGAAUGGCUGCAGUCACUGUCUGGCCCUGUGGAGGUGGAAACAGCUGAUCAGGCUACAGACUGCCUCCUCUUCUCUGAGCUCCAGACGGCCAUUAAGGGUCUGCUGCACCAGAUCAAUCUACCUCUCCACCAGGGCAAGCACUUCCGUCUCUACACACACGAGGUGCUGGAGCUGGGUCACAAUGUGUCCUUUCUUCUGCUGCUGCCCGCCUCAGACGACGUUUGCUCUGCCCCGGGACAGACCAACCCCUACACACCACACUCGGGGUUCCUCAACCUCCCUCUUCAAAUGUUUGAGCUCGUUCACUUCUGCUCAUAUAAGGAGAAAUUUAUCAGCCUUUACUGCCGGCUGUCCUCAGUGCUGGACCUGGACGCUCUAAUUACCCAGCAGGCGUUUAGAGAGGCCAUCACUGACUCAGAGGUGUCCACAGCCAAACAGAGACACCAGCACAUAUUGGACUACAUUCAGCAAUUGGACGAGAUGUGGCGAGACGUCCGCUGGAUCACCAAUGCCCUGCAGUACGCCCGCUAUAAACAGCCUCUCGGUUGGGUGCCUAUCACCUGGCUAGUAGAUGUCAGCGUGGAGCCUCCUGUCCAGAAGAAUGACUCCACGUCCUCUAACACAGACUACGUGCCCACUCCCUCGCCCUCUCCAGAAAUGAGGAGACGAAAGCCCACAAUCGAGUCCCAACCAGGUUCAGAUGAAGAGGGCUGUUCGGAGGUCUUUCUCCCCACAGACAGUGACUACGACUCCAGUGACGCUCUGAGCCCUCGUGACCUGGACUUAGUUUACUCCUCAGCCCAAGAUCUCUCCCAUCAGGCCGUGCACGUCCUCAGCGGUAGCGCUCCUGAUGUGCUUCAGAUGCAUGAUCUCAAAUACAGCGCUUGCUCCAAGUCCAUCCUGGAAACCGAAUCGUGCACCAAGGACAUGGAGGACCUAUCACUGUCCUCUUACUCUGUGGAGAACACAGACAAGCCGUCCCGCUGCAAGUUCCUGGCUGAUCCACCAACGAAACGUAAGCUGCUGUCCAAAAGCCAUCCCCAGAGGAGUUACUUUGGCGGGCCGCACCGCUGGCUGCGUAUACAGAGCGAGAGUCACACUCCCUCGCUAUCCGAAGGCAUCUACACCAGACAGAGCGAUAUCGACCUGCCGCUGGAGACGCCACUCUCCCUACCGCACUCGCCCACUACCUCCUACAGUUUGGAUGAGUACAGACCGCCCUACAGGGAGUCUAAGCCCAACGUUCGCAGGAUCUUUGUGGAGUCGUGCAGCAAGACAUCACCCUGCAGAGAUGCCCCACAUUGGGAGGAGGAGGAGACGGAAUCGAGAGGAGCUACAGCUAGAGAUGCUGGAUCGGGAUACGGCACUACAGCAGAAGCUCAGGACGUGGAUUCGGACGAGCAAACGAAUGAACAAGUGUCGGAGAUCCUCAGCAGCACUCUUUAGGAUGAUGUAAACGUUCCAUCAUGUAGACAUGUGGUUUUAUCACCACUUAAAUUGCCUAAGCUCCAGAACUCCUCUUUCCUCUCCAACCGCACACUUUACAGCUCACAGUUGUAAUGAGUGAACACUUAGCCUAAUCAAUUCUUGCAUCCUCACUGCAGAGGAUGAAGUUGCUGGUCAACUCUGCGGGACUCAUAAAUCAUGGCUCUGACUGUUACAAUGUUAAAUAUCAAUGCAACGUGAAACAAAGCACUGCUUUUCCUCAGAACUUGAAAUUGCCUCAGCCAAUAGAGCCCAACAGUGAGUGCCCACUUUUUCAGCUGCCUUUGUUCUGAAUGUAUUUUUCCCAUUUAUUAUCACCAUAGGGGUUUCAAAAAACGUCUUCAGACUGAAAGACUUUGAAGUCAUGAACAAAAACCAGCACUAUAUUAUAUUUUGGAUUAAAAGUUACAAGCGUAUUUAAACUCUAUCUUUAAAAUCUCUAUCUAUCUAUCUAUCUAUCUAUCUAUCUAUCUAUCUAUCUAUCUAUCUAUCUAUCUAUCUAUCUAUCUAUCUAUCUAUCUACACACACAAACUUUUACAUUGUUUAUAUAUACAUAUAUAUAUAUAUAUAUAUAUAUGUAACAUUUAUACAAUAUAUAAAAAAUUUUAUGUAAAUUUUAAAAACAAUGUUACAAGUUUAUCUAUCUAUCUAUCUACAUACACACACAAGCUUGUAACAUUGUUUAUAUAUAUAUAUAUACUGUGUAUAUAUACGUGUAUAUACAAAAUACAAUAUAUAUAAAAAUGAAUGUAAAUUUUAAAAACAAUGUUACAAAUUUAUCUUUAUAUCUAUCUAUCUAUCUAUCUGUCUGUCUGUCUGUCUGUCUGUCUGUCUGUCUGUCUGUCUGUCUGUCUGUCUGUCUGUCUGUCUGUCUGUCCGUCCGUCCGUCUACCUACCUACCUACACACAAACUUGUAACAUUGUUUUUUUUUUAAUAUAUAUGAACAUAUCUAAAUUAAUUGAUAUAACCUCUGGUUAGUCUGAUUUGAAAGGUUUAACAGUUAUUUGUAAAAAUCAAGUUCUCUGUGGAGAAAAUAAAUGGGAUUUUUACUUCCGGAAACAUGUUGUUUGGCUCUGUUGUGGUGUUUUUAGGUGAAGAGUGGAUUUAGGUGAUUUGAGGGUCGGUUAAAAUUCAGUUUAUGUGUUUACUUGCUAUGAAAGAUCGAUGUAUCUGCUAAUUUCACUGCCCAUUUAGUAUUGUUUGCGCUUACAAUUGAUGUAUGAAGUGGCAUCAUCCACUUCACACUACAUCUGUUUCUAAUAGAUUGCAUUUCAGUGUUCAGAAACACUGGAUGAAUGAAAAAUGGUCCCAUCACUACAGACUCUGUUACCAAACAUGAGCCCUUUUCAAAUUAAAAAGCUGGUAAGUAGUUCUAAGGGAAGAGUGCGUGACAUUUGUUCCACAGAAUGCGUUUCAUUGAAAAAUACCUUGAGUUGUGCAAUGUUUACCAUAUGAUGGUGGUUUGUGGCGUGUGAUUGUUCACAUUUGAAGAUUUGUUGUAAUUUGUUUGUUUCUGUUCCUAUUUAUGCUGGGUAACCCACUGUUAUGAAAGGAAAUGAAAACCACUUAUGUUUUACAGGUUGAAAGAAUGAUAAAACUGCACUUUUAAUAUAUACAGUAUAUUUGCAUCCCACAACUUGUACUGUAAUAAGAGUUUGACUGCUGGAUUGUUUUGAAUUGGACAACUUUUGACCUUUUGCAGAGGAAGGAACCUUAUUUGCUUGCACCGCAAAUUUGUGCCACUUAUAUAAACACACAAUUCAAUGAUUUGGAAGUGGAUUAUUCUUCUUGCAUAAUUACUAGCAUCACAGCACUCAUUUUGUCAAUAAAGCCAUAGAUAUUUGAAAUGAAAUGCAAGUUAUGGUCUAAGGACAUAACCAAAAAGGUAAUUUGUUUAGUAAUGCAUCAUUAAUUCUGUAAAACUAUACCACAUUCAUUUUGCAAUGAUUAUUACCUAACAGAUUCAUUGUGAAUAUAGUAUAUAUUUAUUCACAUAAUCCAUAUGUGUGCCCUAUAAUUAAGUGAAAUAUUUUUCCCGAAUGAAAAGGGCAGCUUUUGCAAGCAACAUUGUGAAUGUGUCUGUUGCAAUGUUUCAACAAUUUAUUGAUGUUUGUAGUGUUUUUUUACAAAAAAAAAAAAAAGAAAGAAAAAUGGUAUUUGCACAAAAUGUUUAUUGAUUUCCGCAACUGGAGUUUCUCCUGUGAAGGACUGUAUUAAAAAAAAAAAAAAAAAAAGAUUUCAUCUUCCGGUUAAUGUACAGUGAUGUCAGCUGGUGCUCCAGAUCCUGUGGGUAAAUGCACUAUUCUGACACACCGGUGUGUUCAGUAUGCAUUCAACACAAGCCCACAGACAUGAGGCAUUAUUUAUCAUAUUCCACCUUACCUAUAUUCCAGUUAAAUCAUUGAACUCUUUGCAACUGGCAUUCCAGUUAGGGUAUUAUUGUUAAAUUAUAUGGUAUAUUUGUCUUGAUACCUUUAUACUGUGCACAAUGCAAGCCAAAACAAUUAAAAAGCAUCAUAUCUGUAUAUUUUUGCAUUAUGCAUUUAUUGAUCCAAAUAAUAUAUUUCAGUAUUGUAUUUUUGAUGGUUGGUCCCAUGUCAUAGAAGUUUCUGAUGUAAUUUGUUUGCUUUUUGUGAUGCAUCUUGAGUAUGACGUUGUGACACAUGUAUUUAAGUCAUAAAAAAAUAAACAUU